This is a messenger RNA of Ctenocephalides felis (cat flea), 2091 nucleotides long. RefSeq names its product polypeptide N-acetylgalactosaminyltransferase 3-like. Bases 149 to 1981 code for a protein of 610 amino acids. Gene Ontology annotation, cellular component: Golgi apparatus. Lineage: Eukaryota; Metazoa; Arthropoda; Insecta; Siphonaptera; Pulicidae. The transcript is spliced from 11 exons. The record is from RefSeq and is a predicted model, not a curated record.
AAUAACUUCAUUUAAAAAACGUUUAGUUUUUUUUCUAAUUCAAAAUAAUGUGAGUUUUAAUUGUAAAUAUCAAUCAUUAUCAUAAUGAUUGAACGCUUUUGUUUGUUUAUUUCUGGAUUUCAUUUUAUUUAUUAAGCGGAAUAUUAAAAUGUGGGUCCCUCUGAGAUUACUUAGUAAAAAAAGAUACUUGAUUGUAAUAUUAAUAUUUUUUUUGUCGUAUUGUAUUUUUUUAAUAUUUGAUCCUGGACCAUCAAAGCCUAAGGAGCAUGACUGGGUAUCAGUAAGGUUGCGUGAGGGUCAACGUGAGUAUGUUGAUAGAAAAGGUAUGCAUGUUGUAGUCGGUCAUUAUGUGAGCCCUGAUUUGAAAAAUUCUAAGUUAAGCAAAGAUGUAUUAAAUAUAAAUGAGUUCUUGCCAAAACCUGAUGCUGGAAAAGAUGGUCAACCGGUUAUGAUACCACCAAGAAAUUUGUUAAAGAUGCAACAAUUAUUUCAAAUUAAUUCAUUUAAUUUGUUAGCAAGUGAUAGUAUACCACUAAAUAGGUCCUUGAAAGAUGCUCGAAAUUAUAGAUGUAAAAUGAAUCCUAAAAUUGAUAUACAACAUCUUCCAACUGCAAGUGUUAUUAUAGUGUUUCAUAAUGAGGCAUGGUCCACUUUAUUGAGAACAGUCUGGAGUGUCAUAAACCGUAGUCCCUCAGAAUUGCUAACUGAAAUUAUAUUAGUUGACGAUGCUAGCAAACGAGAAUUUUUGAAAGCGCCCUUAGAAGAUUAUGUUAAAACACUCCCUGUAAAGGUAUCAAUUAUGAGAAUGUCUAAGAGAUCUGGAUUGAUUAGAGCAAGAAUUGCUGGGGCAAAUCGUGCUUUGGGAAAAGUGUUGGUAUUUCUUGAUGCUCAUUGUGAAUGUACAACAGGUUGGCUAGAAGUACUUCUUGAGAGAAUUGCAGAUGAUUCUACUCGUGUGGUAUGCCCUGUUAUAGAUAUUAUAAAUAAGGAUACAUUUGCAUAUACAAAAAUAAUAGAAUCUAGUAUGGGAGCAUUCAAUUGGCAUUUAACAUUUAGAUGGUUUUACUUAAUGGGUGCACGUUUGACUAAACGCAGUAUGGAUAUGUCAGCACCAAUAAUGACACCUGCCAUGGCUGGUGGUUUAUUUGCAAUUGAUCGUGAAUACUUUUUCUUCCUGGGAGCAUAUGAUGAAGAAAUGUUUGUGUGGGGAGGAGAAAAUAUAGAGCUAUCAUUGAGAGUUUGGCAGUGUGGAGGUAGUAUUGAGAUAGCUCCAUGUUCUCAUGUAGGUCACGUCUUCAGACUAGGAUCACCAUAUGAAUGGCCAGGCGGCAGCAGAAAUAUUAUUGCGCGCAAUAUAGCACGGACAGCCAUGGUCUGGUUGGACGAGUAUGCAGAUUUUUAUUUUAAAUUUAUAAGAAAAGAAAGUUAUAAUCCUGAAGCAAUUAAGAAUAUUGAUGUAAGCAAAAGAGUAGCUUUGAGGAAACGUUUGGGCUGCAAAUCAUUUAAAUGGUAUUUGGACAAUGUUUGGCCUGAGCAUUGCUUGCCCGUUGAAGGAGAAUUCUUUGGAAAAAUAAUGAAUUUGAAGCACAAUAAGUGUUUAAAUGCACCUCAAGGACACCCUCAGGAUGUCAGAUCAGGAUUAGCAAUAAUUCAAGAUUGUUCAGAAGAAAGUGCAUUGGUAGAAGAAAUGUUUAUACUCAAAAAAGAUUCUAUAAUGACUAAUGAAUGUGUAUGUCUCGAAACCAUUGAUGAUAUUUAUAGUAAACAGAAAAAAUCUAAUGAUACUGAAGUCCGUCUGUAUUCAUGUAGUCACAGUGGAAAACAAAAGUGGAAAUAUGAUGAGUUGACGAAACAAAUUAUUCAUGUUGAAACAAAACGAUGUUUAGAAGCACCUCAGCGUGGAACUAAAAUUGGACUGAAAACAAAAUUUUGUAAUAAAUAUGAAGAAUCACAAAUAUGGACGUUGAAGCCAGUUUCCUGAUAAUGAUCUACGCAUGAUAUGAUAAUUCUAAAACACAUGUACAUCUCGGGCAGAGAGAAAACCAUCAUAUUGUUUUAAUAAAUCUGUAUUAUUCACUACUUGGGUGAGGU